Aphanomyces astaci is the source of this 1084-nucleotide messenger RNA. RefSeq lists its product as hypothetical. Gene Ontology annotation, molecular function: triacylglycerol lipase activity. The coding region runs from base 34 to 1047 and encodes 337 amino acids. The record is from RefSeq and is a predicted model, not a curated record. Gene Ontology annotation, cellular component: lipid droplet; cytoplasm; membrane. Gene Ontology annotation, biological process: triglyceride catabolic process; lipid homeostasis. The transcript is spliced from 3 exons. NCBI's taxonomy places the organism in Eukaryota, Oomycota, Saprolegniomycetes, Saprolegniales, Verrucalvaceae.
GUUCCCUCUCAUCAACGAGCACCGGGAGCGAUCAUGGACGCAUUGUGGACAGACGAUGCUGCCGCCGCCACCGUGGAAGUCGGAGAGAAAGACUCGCUGUCGACACGCAAAAGCAUGAAGCGCAAGGCAGCAGAUGUGGCGCAUGUCCACGAAGACCACUCGAUGUGGAAGUACUUUCGCGGCCUCGUCCCUCGCGUCUUUCAGCCGCUGGUGCACGCGACGACCUCUGCCGGUUGCUUGGACCCGAUGUGGGUGUGCCACGAUGCCGUCGACGACGCCCUUGAGGUCGAAGGAACUGUCACGAAUAUUCCUCGUCCGAUCGCUCGCGUUCGCAAUCAGCCAUCGCACGUCCGUGGUGAGCCGAUCCAGAUCGGCUUUGGCGGGUGCGGCGGCUUCUACAACUAUUUGCUCGGGGUGGCGUCAAUUCUCCAGGAACGCUUUGACUUAACCGACGCCGUGUUCUCCGGUGCGUCUGCCGGCUGCUUCCCCGCGCUGGUCCUCGCCAUGAACAAGAACGUCAGCGACUUCUUCCACGGUGCCAACUUGACGCUGAUCCGCGACGCCGACAAGAAGACGUUCAUGGGCUGGCGCGACUGGAUUCCGUUGACCAAACAACAUACCCUCAUGAUGCUGGAACCCGACACGUACCAGAAGCUGGACAAGAAGUUCUACUGCAGCAUCACGCGCGUGCCGAGCCUCGAGAACGAGCUCGUGACUUCGUGGACCGACAACGAAGACAUGGUCGACUGCAUGCUCACGUCCGGCCACGUGCCGCUGUACCACCCCGAGUACCUGCGGUCGUUCCGUGGCCACAAGUACAUUGACGGCAGCGUGUCCAAUAACGACCCGAUGCCGCUCGGCAAUUUAGCUCCCGCCCAUGUGUUUCACUUUUGGAAGUGGCGCCAGAUCCUUCCCCACUGGAUCCUCGUCUCGACCAACGCUAACUGGGCCAACCAGCAGUUUGAAUGGGGCCGCGCCGACGCCGUCGCACACCUCCACGAGAUUGAAACCGUCUUGCAUUACAAGGACGACGAACAUGACGAGUAAUAUAUUUAACAUGGGCUGUCGAGAAUAUGUGACGCCG